GUCAACUUUGUUGUCAGUAACAGUUGUUGUGGAUUCAGUAACGUUCAGGUUCAGCUAUCUUUCAAUGAAUUCGCUCACAUUUGCCGACAAUAGCUUUAGCUGUAACGACUUAGUCCUGAGCGCUAUUCAGGUGAGCAAACGGUUACGAGAUUUACAGUCUCGGCGUUAUUAGACAGCACCCGUAUUGAGCGCUUAUAACACAAGCGGCGCCAAAUUCAAAAUAGCCUCAACCAAAGAUUUCUAGAAAUGUCGCCUAGUAGGCGUGUAAUAACCGCCUGCUGAUGACAGUGUGAUGUUCAGAUAACAUCAAAACAAGCAAUUGUAGCUUUAUCUAGUUAACUAGCUAAUGUGAGCUAACAACCCAGCAACACAAGACGUGGGUAACUAACGCUGACAUUACUUUUCUUUUUUAGUGAAAUGGCGGCCAAGCUACUUAGUUAAACGGAUAGUCUAUCUUUUGGGCUACGAUAAAUAUUCGGGAUAGAUAAAGAAUGUCUAUGUAGCUGUUACUGUUUCCUUAGUAAUGGAUAAUGGCGCGUCUGUAUUGCCUUACAUCAACCUGGAUGAUUCCACAUCGAGCUCUGGUGCGGCAGAUGUUUUAAUUCGCUCGACUAAAGUUGUUCUGGAGAAAAACGGACAGAAAGGUGAGGGGGGAGGAGAGGUGCCAGGUUUAUCCAGCAGCUCCAACGUGAAUCUUUAUAUUCGAAGACUGUCGGGCUCAAGUCAUAGUGAUUGUAUUACCCAAAAGUCUAAUGUUAAGUGUGGUUUGAUGGAGCGAGUGGUUCCACCUGUGCUUCCUGCAAAUAUGCCUUCGUCUUUAAGCACUGGUCCUGAAGAAGAUCAUAUUGCACCAGAUUCAGCUACAAGGAAAAGACAUGUUCCUAGAGCGGGUAAAGUCAUGGUUAAAACAUCAGGGAACCGUGCGAGGGAUGCUGAACAGAAGGACAGAGAUUUAUUAAUAUCAAGAUACUCUGCUGAUGGGCGUGGGGCAGUUGCAGCUGCACUGAAACAGAGAUCCCACAGUGCACCAGUGAGGCGGGAGGUGAAGGUGCAGUUUCUGGAUGCAGGCACACCUCAGACCACUGAAUUUCAAGCUCCUGAGCUGCAGCCUAGCCCUGCUUUUCCGUCAGGGGAUGCGGGGUCUGCAACUGUGGCAGCCAUUACAGCUGCUGCCAUUGCAGCCACAGCUCCACUUAUCAAGGCUCAGAGUGACAUGGAGGCCCGAGUGGCUCAGGUGACCUCUGAACUGCGGAGGCUCCAGGGGAGCGAGGGCAGAAUGGACAGGGCACUAGUGAGCAGGGUAGGCAGUGCCACAGACAGAAUGACCCAGCUGGAGGAGCAGCUGACCGCACUGACCGAGCAGAGGCUUCAGCAUCUGGAGAAGAUCCAAGGCCAGCAGCUUGAGCUCCAGAAUUGUCUUUUGGGCUCUGCACUGGAUGCUGUAACAGCACGUACUAACCCACCCUCACGGUCCGCCCGGCACUUUGAUAUAACUCUUCCAGAGUCACUGCAAAGGCAGUGUUCUAGUGCAUGUCAUACUGUGGACAAAACUGCUGCUGGAGAUGGUCCAACAGUUGUCCAAUAUCAAAGCAGAGAGACUCAAGCAAGAAGGGAGAAAAGUCCUUUUGAGACCCCUGCACCCCGAAAGGUCAUCCCCAGGCCCACCCACUGGCAUUUUGCAGCCCGGAGCAGCCAGACGAGCAGCGGCAAGACACAAAAAGCCAAACAGAAAAACUGUGGAAAUGGCAGGCUGCUGGAACAGAUCCCUAACAACCCGAGAUCUCCCACGAGAUGCCCAGCACAUUCUGUUGGGGUAAGGAGGGUUGCCAUAGAAACAGUCAAUGACAGCCAACCAGAGCAAUCCAGAGAAACCCAACCAGAAGCAUUCAUCUUCUCCACUGGAAGGGGUGUGCCAGGGGAGCAAGUUGAUGCUUUGACCAAGCCCCCUGGCAAGCAGGACAUCCAAGCAGGCCUGAAGGACGUGACCUCUUUGACCCAUGAACCUCUCGAAGGCUCCAGCUCAGCUGUACAGCAGGCUAAUACCAUGCUGCAGGAUCUGAGCAAAAUCAAGGAUGAGAUGAGGAGCUUGCUCCAGACUGCUGAUGCGUUUCCUCUGAAGAGUGCCGAGGCAAGCCAUAGCAGCAGGAGCAGCCGCCCUGCACCCCCCACCUUGCCCUCUCCUCCUCCUCCCAUACCCCCUGUCUCCAUGGGCGAUGCUGUCACUUCUAAGGCUACACCGCCAUCCUGUCCCAGCAUGGUGCAGAAGAGCCAGCCGCCAACCUCCCUGUUUGAAGAUGCGGGGCGAGUCCUGAGGCAAGUCAGACACAGCCGAAAGGUUCUGGAGGAGAACCUGCAGGCCGUUGUGAGGGCCAAGGAUGGAGAGGUGCUUCAUACACAACUAGAGGCACUAUUCAACAACAGGGAUGCCAGCGAGGAGCUGAGAGUAAAGAAGACUGUUGAUGCCUGGAUCAACACACUGAGCAAGGAGAUUCAGGAUGAACUAGUGCACCCAGGCUCCAAUGCAUGGUUAAGAAUCGUGGAAAGAGGCAGCAGGGCAGCAGCGGCCUCAGCGCAGCGAGACCAGGGCAGCAGUAACAUGAGCACAGCUGGGGUUGGAAAGGGGGUCGGAAAGGUGGAAAGAGAGGGGAAAAGAGCAGCUGCAGUAGCAGCAAGAAGAACCCACACUCAGAGAGAGUCUAUUAGAACACAGGCAGCGAGCACACAGCCAUCCAGCCAGCAACUCAACUCCUCUCUCAGAAACAAAGCUGAGCCGCAGCCACAGGCGUCGGUGGUGCUGAGGUCUGAGGGUGAUGAGGAAUAUUUGGCGAAGAUUUAUGGGAAGGCCCUGUACGAGGGACAUAGACGUACACUGAAGAAGGGACCCUACCUCCGCUUUAGUUCUCCCAUUCCAAAAUCCAAAAGCCUGCGUCCUAAAGUGAUCGAAAGCGUUAAAGGCGUGAAGAUGAAGUCCUCUAAGACCCAGACUAGCAUGUCUGGAGCUCAUGAUGUGUCAUCUCUGCUGCAGCCUGGAGUCUCUGAGCCCCAAUACCUGUUCAGUCCCAGUGGCCCUGUCCAACAGCAGCAGCAGCAGCCUGGAUGUCCUCUGCAGGGCUUCCUCAUCCCUAUGGCCAUCCCACUGGGUAAGCCCAGAGUUGAUGGCAAAGCCCCUUUGCCCUCCCGGGUCAUCAUUAGUGACAAACCUGCAACAGUGAUAACCUCGCUCCCUCCCACCACCGCCCCUAAAGUGAAUCCUCCUGUCUGUAAGCCUAACACGGUGCUGCUGGAAGUGCACUCUGAGCCCAGGAGACCUACCCCACAGCUCCAAAUACAGGUUCAGCCCAGUGUGAACAUUGAAGGUAUAACAUCCCCAGGUCCUGAUCUCUCUCCUACUCUUCACCUGCCUCAUCCAUCUAUUCAGGCUGGAGCAGAUGCCCAAGCAUUUGGAGAUGAGGAUGAGGAGGAUGACUGCUUCCCUGGAACAAAUUUCUUGGCAGUCGCUGAGGUCCAGCAGCAGCCUGAAGUGGAAGAAGAAGCUCCAGAACAAGCUCCUAUAGAGCUCAAUGGGUUACCCUCUCCUCCAGCUGCUCUCUAUCAUGGUCCAGCAUUCCCUGUGCAGCCGGCCCAGUCUGAACCUCUCUCAACGCCUGUACUCAGCAUUAUUCAACACAGAGAGACCCUGGAGAACAGGCUUGUGGAAUGGGUAGAGCAGCAGCUCAUGGCAAGGAUGAUCAGUGGGAUGUUCCCUCAGCCGGCACAAACAGACCCAGCCAACCAAUCAGAGCCAGAGGACAGUGUGACUUCAGAUAUAGUGGAGACAGUGGGCGGUGGAGGAUUGCAGCUGUUUGUGGAUGCCGGAGUGCCAGUGGACUCGGAGCUCAUCAGGCAUUGUGUGAAUGAGGUGCUGGCUGAAAUCAUCUCUCUUAUGCUGGGCCAGAGAGAAGGCUCCAGAGAGCCUGCUGUUCCUGCCUCAACACAGGACACACACAUCCAGCAGCAGCAGACUCCAGUACCAACACCAGUGCCCACUCCUGAGCCCGGUGUGAGAGAGAGUCCUCCAGAGGGGCUGUCUCCUGUUAGCACUCCAGAGCUAUCUGAGCAACCUUCUCCUGUUCAGUCACCUGUCCCACCUCAGCCGUCUUUACCAGAACCAGAAAAGGCUCCAGUGGGGACGCCUGCCAGCACGCCACUUCCAUCCCCCUACAGGGUUGCGACACCUUCCCCCCCUCCAGAGCUGGCAGGCCUGCGUAACCACCCGUGGGGAGAUGCAGAGCUUCCUCUAAAGGAGGAGGAGCCACACAGCAAGGAAGAAGAGCAUCCACCACCACCCAGUGUGCUGACAGUAGCCCAUGAAGAAGAGGGAUCUCCUGUUCCCUCCAAACCAGAAAGUCCUCCAGCUCCAGCAGUAGAGGAGCCUGUCCCUGCUCCUCCUGAGUCUCCAUCUGUGGAGGAGAGCAGCUCACACUUCAGCCCCUCCCUCACUGAGACUGAGACUGAGACUGCAGCCAGACACAUCUCAGAGGGAGAGCUGCUGCUCAGCUGCGGCCAGAUGGCUGCAGUCAGAGCUUUGGAGGAAGAGGGCUUCACUCUGCCCAACAUAAUGACCAGCUUCAACAGCUCACUGCAUGGAGUCCAGGAUAUGGACUACGACCCACCCAGUGAGGGUCAGGUGAUUAGAAGACCACGUGUUCCUGCCCACCAUGACCCAAUUCUAUCUUUGCUGGCAAGGAUGGAACAGGGCCCAGCCAGUCAAUCACAGCAACUGGAGAGAUCAUGGGAUGAGGAGAGCAGCGGGGAGGUGAGUGAGGGCCAACGACCAGUUCUGACUGCAGCUCAGGAGAAAGUGGUGACUGGACACUCUCUCAUACGACAUUGGCCCACCCAGUCCAAUACAGACCAGAGUCCACAUGCAACCCUGACCUCACCUGGACAAUUGGUUAUUCAGCACACAGGUGAGAGAGGUGCAGUAGCUGAAGACAGCGGUCUGUCAGUCAACUUCAGACCAUCAGAGGAACAUACAGUGACUCCGCAUGUUCUUCAUUCGUUUGCUGCAUCUUCCCUUCAGCCAGGAGACUCUGCACACCAACAGGCUGCUGAGACUGCUGAGACUCCACAGAUGACUCACCGGCCUGCUCCAAUUCUGGUGAAGCAAUACCAACACAAAGAGGGACCAGAAUCACUCAGCCAGAGAAGAAGCUCGAAUGACAUGGGUUAACGCAGCUCAAAUCUUCCUUUUACUGUUCUCACAGCCCUGAGUGCUGCUAAAAAGGUCCAUCAAACACCACCCACAGAAUAACCUCCAGAAGAACAUUGCCAAACAGCCUCAUACCUCAGUCCCAAACUUCCCCCUCCCCUUCUAGCAACCAGGGAAGAGAGGAAAAAUAAGACAGAGAGUAAGAGUGAGAGUGGGGUUGUACUCAUCUGUCAGCCUGAAAGCUUGGAACAGGGUGGAGAAAGCUCUUAAGUAUUUGCAGGUGUCUUUGGAGAGAAGGCCUUAGAAUGCUUUCCUUUGUGUGUGUGUGUGUGUCUGUCUGUCUGUCUGUCUGUCUGUCUGUCAGUGCCUUUUACACAUACACAUCUUCAACACAGUUGCAGACUUGAGUCAGAUCUUCUUCUCAAACUCUACCACUUUGGAACAUAUCCAGAUGUUGGUGCUAUUUGUCAUCCCUUUGAGUCUGCUUUAUUCUUAGUGUCUGUUAUAUUCCGUUGAAGUGUUUGGUCACUUCUGCACCUGGCCUCUCUCAACAGUUCAUCAAGGUCAUCCUGCAGUUAGCUUCUUUGACCUGGGUUAUCUUUGUCCCAAGCUUAAGAAUUUGAAAGAUGAGGAUAGCCCUAACCACCUGGCCCUCUGUGUGAAAACUAGGGAUUGUCCCCAUUUUUACAUUGUUACCUUGUUUGAAAAUGAAUGCAGAUAUAAUUUUGCUUUCUUUACACUGAGCCCAAAACUGAUAGACUGAGACACUGUGUAAGAUUUUUAUUCUGGGUCAGCUCGAUUUUCGGUGCACUAAAAAUGGUCAUGGUUGCAUGUAACCGUGGGGUCACAAUAAUGGCGGAACAGCUUGUUGUGGCAGUGCACAAAAGCUUAUAUGAUAAACAAACUGCAAAAAAUGCAGAGAUUAAAGAAAAUAUGUAGAGGACUGAAAGACUGUGAAUGACUGAAUACCUUCAUAUGAUAUAGUAACUGGUUAUAGCUGUAGAUCAAGAAGCAAAGAAGCCCUGAACACUGUAUCAGAUUGUUUGACUGAUUGUAUUUUUUUUCAUUCUGCAUGAAUUGUGUGUUUAGUUGUUCCUCCUCUACAGCUGCUGACCGAAAAGCUCACCAAAAGGAAUAGGAAGUUUAUGCGAUCAGAAUUUGAUGUGCUGCCACACACUUCUUAAAAAACUGACCAGAUGGGAUGCAGCUCAAAUAAUAUAUUGUAAAAAGCUCUGAAUUCGGUUAAUAAGAGGUGUUUCAAAAUACUUUUGUCCAUAGGGUGAAUGUUUUAAUGAAUCGGUACCAGUUAUAUUAAGCGUGAUCCAAUUCUGGUCAUCUGUUAAGGCUUUCCCAUCUCAUUAUGCUCCGUUUACAACAUAAACUUCAUCUUCAACUUCUACCAAUGAGACAUGCUUUCAGAAUAUGGCUUGUUUAAAUGGAAAUAAAAAAAAAAGCUGCAAUAGCUACUUGUAAUUUGUGCGGAGCUGACAGCUGUGGUUUA
Pygocentrus nattereri (red-bellied piranha) is the source of this 6692-nucleotide messenger RNA. Its product is annotated as KIAA0586 ortholog. Bases 524 to 5212 code for a protein of 1562 amino acids. Lineage: Eukaryota; Metazoa; Chordata; Actinopteri; Characiformes; Serrasalmidae. The transcript has 32 exons. Gene Ontology annotation, biological process: smoothened signaling pathway. Gene Ontology annotation, cellular component: ciliary basal body; centriole. The record is from RefSeq and is a predicted model, not a curated record.